GUAGUAACUACGUCGUAUGUGUUGAUGUUUUAUUGAAUGCUAUUAURUAAAAUGCAACUUUCUUCUUAUAUACGUUUGAUGAGGUUAACACAACGCUAUACGAACAGGAAACACGAUUCCAGAGCAACCGAUUUGAAAACCGGUAAAACCGUUACUCGUCCAUAUAAGGUACAAAUAGUUACAGUACCUAUACGCUAAGUAUUUAGAAGAAAAAAUAAUUAUAAUACACACAACCACAGAGCGACCAGUAGUCAGGCCUCAGCAGAGUAAAAAUGGUUUCACGCAUCGGCUACGUUCAAACAAGACUCGAUGCGGUAGUGCAAGUGUUUGUAUGGGUGGUAGUCGUCGGGUUGAUCACACAAUYAUUUGCAGACGACACGAAAGUCCACGAUAAGAGACAGUUAGAAAACGAAUGGGCAUCCACGUCGAAAAAAGACCACAAAGGACCAAACACGUACGAAUUUAGAUACGACGUAGAAAAUGCACCAACAAACAACAUACAAUACCGUAUGGAAGAACGUCAUCCCAACGGAAGUGUUGUGGGAAGUUACGGGCAAGUCCAACCUGAUGGUAAAAUAAGAGUGGUGUCCUACGUAGCGGAUAAAGAUGGUGUAAAAGCAUACGUCAAGGACAAUGGAGGAGAUGAUAAGUACGUGGCUGAAGGAUCUAAUCUGGACCCCGUACAGCGGGUCACAUCACAGAUCAUACAUUCGGCUGUACAAUCGCAACAACACAAAUCACCGUUGCAUGACAAGUAUCACCGKCCGACGCCAAGCACUGCGGCYGCGGCCGGUCAACGGGUGAAUACGGCGCACGCGUAUCACCAGCAAAGGACCAACGUGGAUCCGGCGACAUUUCGGCCGGAAGACUCGCCGGGCUUUCAGGAAACCAAUCAGCCAUUCGUCGGGGACCAGCUGAAAGACAAGUUGCAAUCGUCUUACGCUGAGUACCGGGUCGGUUCUCCUCAGCAAUCACCGCCGAAUCAACUGGUCCARAAUUCCGCGCCCCUACCGCCCGUAGUGCCGUACAACCUGCAGCAAGGCACAGUGCCAGCCCAGCAGCCGUCACACUACGUGCUAAACGUACCGCCCCUGCCAUCGCUAGGUGACAACUCACCGCUACCGCUACUACCCGGUCAACAGCCCCUACCCAUCACGCCCGAUCGGGGACCCAUCAUGAUACAACUCCAACAACCGCAACAGCAGCAGCCACCGCCGUCCACCUAUCAGCAACAACAGAACUACCUGCAGUAUCAGCCUACACAGGUGCACCAACAACAGUUGAGAUUGCCUCAGGGCCAACAGCAGUUGCUCCAUCCCAGUCAAGUGCAACAGUACCAACAACAGCCAGUAAGGGUACAGCCACCAGUUCAUUUGCAGCAACACGUCCAGUUGACGCCGAACCAGCAGCAAACGGUCCAAUAUCAGCCACAGCAGGCUAGAGUGGUGUCGCAGCAGGCGUUACCACCUCAAUACAUUCAGCAGCAGCACCAGCAGCAACUUCAGCAACAACAACUGCAACAACAGCAGCAACAACAACAGCUACAGCAACAACAACAGCUACAGCAACAGCAACAGCUACAGCAACAGCAACAGCAAAAAGUCCCGUACCAACAGUCAGUCAUGCAACAGCAGUACCCGCAACAGGUCAACAUACCGGCACAUCCGUCGCAGCUGCAGAUCAGGGGAAACGUACAGCAACACCACGCGGUGGUGCCGAUGCAAUACUUCCAUCAACCGAAUCCAGCCACUACAGUGGAACAGUACCGGCAACAGUUGCAACUGCAGGCGGCUGAAUCGCAGAUAUUCCCGGUCUUCGUGUUGCCACCGACCAAUAGCAUUUUAGAUUUCGAAAGAAAGCGUCCACGAUUUUAAAGACAUUUUCUAAUAAUAUCAUAUGUAUUGUUUCAAUAGCAAUAAACGUUUAUUUAGUUUAAGUUUGAUUUUUUUUUCAUAUUGACCCGAUGCGUUUAUGAAUAUCAUA
Molecule: messenger RNA, 1983 nt
Organism: Diuraphis noxia (Russian wheat aphid)
Lineage: Eukaryota; Metazoa; Arthropoda; Insecta; Hemiptera; Aphididae
Cellular component (GO): extracellular matrix
Source: RefSeq, a predicted model, not a curated record